Messenger RNA from Neohortaea acidophila, 1770 nucleotides. Its product is annotated as glycosyl hydrolase catalytic core-domain-containing protein. The record is from RefSeq and is a predicted model, not a curated record. The transcript has a single exon. The coding region runs from base 181 to 1644 and encodes 487 amino acids. Gene Ontology annotation, biological process: fungal-type cell wall polysaccharide metabolic process. Gene Ontology annotation, cellular component: fungal-type cell wall. Lineage: Eukaryota; Fungi; Ascomycota; Dothideomycetes; Mycosphaerellales; Teratosphaeriaceae.
CGCCGCGAGAUCUGCUCCGCCGUUGGCGAUAUAUUAGACCGUCUUCCCUCCCCUGCUGCUGGAUGUUGAAUGGGUUUGUGCAUCUUGUUCCCUUCUCUCGCUCUUUGACGCACUCGUUUUCUGUUGCUUAUUUCUAUUCCGUCACUCGUUACAUACAACCCCACGCUCAUUACAGCCAACAUGUUCUUCCUACGCUCGCUCCUCCUCUUUUUUGCCAUUUUUGAAAUUGCCCUUUGCGUGCCCGCCGAGCUGCUGGCGGACAAGAAAACGCAUCAUCACCGUACUGAUAAGAGUGUGGCUCCGCACCACAAAAAGACGACGGCACACCAUAAGCACCACUCGACGACGACGAAGAAACACCAUCAUGGUGCGAGUAGCGCGCCGCGUUCGGAGAAGACAGACCAUACUACGUCCAAGCGCGAUGGACAUGACGACAAGAAACACCAUCGUCAUGGUGGGAGUAAGGCUCCGCGCGAGAAGAAGUCGACGGCCACGAGCAAUCAUGGCUUGCCCACGCACACCACGGCCCACGCCGAUGGGGACAAGGAGCACAGAGGCCACAAGGAGCACAAAGGCCACAAGCACAGAUCUCACAAGACCACGUCCACUGCCCUGAACAAGGGCAAGAAGACCAAGCAUGUCUCCACCUCGACGCCCAAGCUCAAGUCCACGACUACGACUUCGACUCCGACCAUCCAAGGCCGGAAGACUACUAAGAAGACGACCACCACGCCGACCACCACGCCCAAGAAGACUACCAGCACGCCAACCACCACUCCCAAGAAGACAACUAGCACGCCCACCACCACUCCCACGAAGAUGACAACAACGACAAGCUCUACGACUUCAAAGACCAAGACUUCGGCUCUUCCAACCCCCACAAAGUCGAGCGGCAAGCGCGGCCUGUCCUUCAACGACCCUUACCUGACCAACUUCUUCUCCCUCCAAGGGCAAAACUCGCAGGUCACCUGGUCGUACAACUGGGCCAGCGACCCCUACUACGGCCAAUACCCGGACAACAACACCUUCAACCCCGUCAUCGCCUACUCGCCCAUGCUGUGGAGCAACGCGCAAUCCCUGACGAGCAUCUGGAGCGGCAACGUGCAAAACGCCAUCCAAGAAUACGGCUCCAACAGCGUGCUCGGCUUCAACGAGCCCGACGAGUGCUGCUGCGGCAGCAGCUGCAUGAACGUCAGCGUCGCCGUCUCCGCCUGGCAGCAAUACAUCCAGCCGCUCGCGGGCACGGUGCAGCUCGGCGCGCCCGCCGUGACCAACGCCGUCGGCCCGGGCGUGGGGGUCAACUGGCUAAGUGAAUUCAUGGGCAACUGCACCGGCUGCAGCUUCGACUUCAUCCCGCUGCACUGGUACGGCGACGUCUCGUCCCCCUCCUCCUUCACGCAGUACGUGCAGAGCUUCCACCAGCAGUUCAACAAGCCGCUGUGGAUCACGGAGUUUGGGACGAAUGGCGGGAGCGACGCGCAGAUCAUCUCUUUCCUGGAGAACGUGAUGCCGUGGUUGGAUUCGCAGACCUAUGUGGUGAAUUAUGCGUAUUUUGGGGAUUUCGCCGCGGGCUCGCCGUACUUGCUUAACCAGAAUGAUACGUUGACGGAUAUCGGGGUGGUGUACAAUAGCUACAGUCCUUGAUGGGGGUUUGUUUAGAUUGAUGUAUGAACUUCCUGUUCGCGCGCAUGGCAUUGCAAUAAAUUCCCAGCCCCACUUCAAGUCAGCACCAGCCAGCACUCUUGCGGAGUCAACUCCACUCCUCCAUCG